Molecule: messenger RNA, 1284 nt
Organism: Cucurbita pepo subsp. pepo (vegetable marrow)
Lineage: Eukaryota; Viridiplantae; Streptophyta; Magnoliopsida; Cucurbitales; Cucurbitaceae
Product: DNAse I-like superfamily protein
Biological process (GO): phosphatidylinositol dephosphorylation
Molecular function (GO): phosphatidylinositol-3,4,5-trisphosphate 5-phosphatase activity; phosphatidylinositol-4,5-bisphosphate 5-phosphatase activity; inositol-polyphosphate 5-phosphatase activity
Source: RefSeq, a predicted model, not a curated record
AUGGCUGGGAAGCAUGGACAAGUCAUGUGGCCAAGAUUGGUUGCUAAUAAGAUUUUGAAGAAGAGAUUGGGUAGCAAUAGCUUUGUGGCUGAUAUUCCAUCCAACAACACUUCUCCAUCUUUGCUUCAAAUUCCACUCUUUGCUCAAUCUUCUUCACUCCCUAAUGCCUUCUAUAAGCCUCCCAUCCAAAAUUACAAGGUUUCUGUUAGUACAUGGAAUGUUGGAGGAGUUGCACCAAAUCAGGAUUUGGACAUGGAGGAUUGGGUGGACAUUUCUUGUGACAUCUACGUUUUUGGAUUCCAAGAAAUAGUGCCAUUGAAAGCCUCGAAUGUGUUUGGAUCAGAGAAUAGGGAAAUAUGCUCACAAUGGAAUUCAAUGAUAAGAGAAGCUUUAAAGAAGAAAGUGAACCAAACAUUCAAGUGUAUUAUAAGCAAGCAAAUGGUUGGGAUAAUGAUAUCCGUUUGGGUUCGAAGCGAUCUCCAUCCCUUCAUUCGAAGUCCAAGCGUGUCAUGCAUUGGGUGCGGCAUCAUGAGCUGCCUCGGCAACAAGGGCUCAGUAUCGGUAAGGUUUCGAUUGCAUGAAACAAGCUUCUGUUUUGUGUGCACUCAUUUGGCAUCGGGAGGCAAAGAAGGAGAUGAAAAGAACAGAAACGAUAAUGUUUGUGACAUAUUAUGUCGCACUUCAUUUCCAAAGGGCCCUUCUCUUGAUUUGCCCAACAAAAUACUCCAACAUGACCGAGUGGUAUUGUUUGGGGACUUGAAUUAUAGAAUUUCUCUACCUGAAGAAACUACGAGAUUAUUGGUUGAAAGAAAGGAUUGGGACACUUUAUUACAAAACGAUCAACUGAAGAUGGAGAUGAUGGAUGGGCAAGUAUUGGAAGGAUGGGAAGAAGGGAACAUCAAAUUUGGGCCAACUUACAAAUACUAUCCAAAUUCAGAGGUUUAUUAUGGAGGCUUACAUGGUCUCAAAGCUGAAAAAAGGAGAGCCCCUGCCUGGUGCGACCGAAUUAUAUGGAACGGAAAGGGACUAAAACAAGUAUCAUACAAUCGAGGGGAAUCAAAUCUAUCUGACCAUAGACCUGUUAUGGCCAUUUUUACCGCAGAAGUAGAAACCAUAACAAAUUUGAAAACUUUACGGGGUUUCUUUUUGUCGAACCGAUUUGAGGAACUGAAUAAUUCUGAUUCUCCAUUUGUCGUUGACGAAGAGGAGGAUGAGGAGGAGAUGUUUUCGACGGCCGAUUUCGUAUGUAAGAAUAAAUCGACGUUUAAAAACCACCUUAAAUGA